AUGGCGGCGAAGUUCGACGUUGAGAGUCGGCGCGACGACUGGGGCCACCACCGCUCAGAGUCCAGUGUGCCCCUCCUCAAGGAAUACCCCGACUCGCCCCAAACGCCUACCUUCUAUAUAGCAAGACCGCGCUCCCUGCUCGUCGGCACCCGCCGCCGCGUCCUUGUCGCUUUCGCGUCGCUCUCUGCCUUGUCGCUCAUUGUUUUCGGGAUCACAGCGAUCCUCAGGCAGCAGUUACAUCCCUUACAGGCCGUUGCCGAGCCAGAUACCUACACUAAUUUGGGCGAGAAUGACUACGUUACGUCAAGUCCUCUCGACGUCGAGGUGGACGUUCCUGAGCCAGAAUCGGAGAACGCAUAUUCACCAUACGUGUUGGGCCCUCCGACGUCUCGCUUCCGCGACAACUUACGCAACGACACCAAGUACAUCACAUCCUGGGUAUCAGCCGGAUGGACGAACGACGUCAUAACGUACGCUAACCUGAUCUACCUCGGCGUAAUCACUGGCCGAGUGCCGCUCUUGCCCAUGUUCACACCGUCGCACAUUGGCGGUGACGCAGGGACGAUCGCGUGGGGUGACGUGUUUGACGUUCCGCGGUUCAUCCGCGAGUCAGGGAUCGACAUCGUCGAAUGGCGCGACGUGAAGGACCUGUCCGAGCCCGAGGUGGAGGAUAUCGGCUGCUGGAACGUGUGGGAGUCCGUUCAGUACCGUGAGCACUUCCCCAGGGGCAGCGCGGUACCGGGCUGGCUUGCGCUUGACGUCUCGUAUACCAAAACUCCGGAUUGGGUGAAGCUCAUAUCGAACUAUGAGCAUGAUCAGCAUACUACGUUCUGGACGCUUGCGCGGCUAUCUUUUCCCGAAGAGCGUGAGAGGAACUUGGGCGUGCCGCUUCCCUCGCCCCAGCACCAAGUGAGCCUGCCCCCGGAUGAGCAGCUGCUCUGCUUCGACUAUCUGUAUUAUCUAUGCGCGACGCAGACAUACGAGUACGAAUACGACUACUCUCCGGCAUGGAGGUUCGUAGGCACGCAUAUGCACUGGACCCAAGACAUGCAGAAUCUCGCGGACGCAUACGUUCUCUAUGCAUUUGGCCUGCCUGAGGAUGCGGAAGUGCCACCUUACAUUGCCAUCCACCAGCGGCACGGCGACUUCAAGAACUACUGCUAUGAAGGUGAUCCGGAUUGUUUCGCGUCGAUCGAGGUGAUCACGCGGCGCGUACGGGAGGUGCAGGAUGAGUUGCGGGUGCGAAAGGGCAUAGAGAUUCCGGACACGAGGGUCAUCAUGACGAGCGAUGAGUCUGACCCGGCGUGGUGGGAAGAGGUGGCGGCGAUGGGGUGGGUGAGGAUUGAUCAUGAUGCGUGGGAGACUGCUAGUCAGUAUGGGAAGUGGUACCCCGUCAUUCUAGAUGCUGUGAUCCAGUCUAGCGCCAUGGGCUUUGUGGCCAACGACAGAUCGACAUACUCGACAUUGUCACGUCGGCGUGUGGCCGAUUGGCAAGAUGGUGCGACGCGGAUUGUCAAGUGGGGAUUAAAGGAUGCAGAUGCACAUUGAUAGUGCAUCUUCGUGGCCUCGGGAAGCGGUGUUUGGACUGUCUGACGAAUACCCUGAACGCGAUGGUGAUGAAUCUCAAUGGACAUUGUCUCAUUCACAAUUACCCCCUCGAUGUGUGCGUAUGUCGCACGGAGGGAAUCGAAUUACCCUUCUAUGGACUGGCACUCGACAAAGUUGCUUCGACUGGUGUUACUCAGAUUAUGGCUUGCUCCGGCACAUGACAUGGACCAUUGGUAGCUAUUAGAAUUCUGUUGUCUAGGAGCUGCAACGAUACCUAGCAUUGCUAUGUAUGCUUCGCUUUCCUAUGUAUUUAUAGGGCAUUCAUCUCCAUUUCCACUGAGCUUGACAUGGCGAAU
Messenger RNA from Laetiporus sulphureus 93-53, 1904 nucleotides. RefSeq lists its product as uncharacterized. The record is from RefSeq and is a predicted model, not a curated record. The transcript is spliced from 6 exons. NCBI's taxonomy places the organism in Eukaryota, Fungi, Basidiomycota, Agaricomycetes, Polyporales, Laetiporaceae. The coding region runs from base 1 to 1548 and encodes 515 amino acids.